AUGAGUCAAAGGCCUAGUGCGAAUGUGGAGAGCGGAUCAUCCUUACCCGCACGCAACGGCAGCGUUUUCACUGAUUAUUCCUUUAGAUUGUCUAAACUUUACACCGUGCUUGACAAAUCCAAAUCCUCAUCUGUUUGUUCGAAAGCAAAGACGUCUCCUCAACAUGUGGAGAAACAGCGACCGUCUCAUGGCACGGCGGCAUCAAGAUUCAAUACUCUGGCCCCCAUCCCAUGGAAAGUGCAAUCUAGUGGAAAUAAACGUCAUGAAGCAACCAAAGGUGGAGAGAGGUGUGCCUUGACUAGGGAUAGAAGUCGGAAUGAAAGCGAAAGUUCUAAGGUGGUCGCAAUCAACCUUCUUCGGAAUCCGAAUCUGGUUCAACCCGAGAUUCUGCCCAUGUUUGUAGGGUCUGUUGGUAAAAACGCAGAAACAGCAACAGUAGUGGGUGCCGAGGUUGUCACGUCACCUGAGAAGUGCCCUUCGUACCCCAAGUUGCAGUCCGCUGACAAGUACCCCCAAGUGGCCGUGGGCCUUCACAUCUGCAAGCCGAAAACAGACCUGUAUUCUCUCUUUUCACCGGCUAUGGGGGCCGAAGUUGAUGUGAACAUGGACGGUAGCAACAUAUUUUCUAAAUCCGACGCGCUGACACAAUACUCUUUAGCAUCUGGGACAUUGCCACGGUUGCGUACUGACGGUAGCGGCCAGGGCCCUUCAGUGAGUUCUGAUUCACCCGCAUAUGAACGACUCUACGACCUCUGGAAUAAACGCCUGGCAAUGCGUAAGUUGUUCACUUUUCGCAAUGAGCUAGAAUCUUUUAUUUACGACAAUCUGGGAAAUCUGGCGAAUAGCAUUGUUUCUCAAGAGGAGUACACCUGGAAACAGUGCGAUCUCGAGAAACAGGGGACAGUUGUCUUCACAAGAAACGUAUUUAUCAAUCCUAAGCUAUUGAAUCUGGCGGCAGAUGAUAUGACCUCGCUGACGGGUAUUGUAUAUAGCAGCGGUAGUGGCGCUCCGGGCAUGCACAGCCUGAAGAUAUCUCAGGAUGAUAUAUCACAAAACUCAGGGCAGCAUAGUAAUCUAAUUCCGGCGCAUAAAAUGGAAAGUUUUUUUCUAAGCUUACUCACCCAGCUCCAUGAGAAAACGGUGACGCUGUUACAAACUUACCCAAUGCGUUUUUACACCUACACGGUAGGAAAAAAUGCGGAAGAGAAGGACGACUCAGACGGGGCCACUAGUUUCAACAGUUUGGGAAAAGGAGCUUGCAAUCUUCCUUGUAGGAAAGACGAAGGGAAUUUAAUGACGCAAGAAAAGUUGUACCUUCUUCACAAUGAGAAGGAAUACAUUAACCAACUGCUCCAAAUGGAACAGCACUUUGUGAAGAACGCUGUUUUGAAUGGCACCAUCACUCCUGCCGUAGUAUCACUACCAGAGGAGAUAAUUAUCAAACCUCUGAUGGUCCUUGAGACGGCAACAAGUGUAGCACUGAUAUGGCAAGCGUUGCGGCAGUGCGCGGCGAGCGUACCUGACGUAGGGUUCGCAAUGGAACUCUUCCAUAACUAUCUGUUACCGCACGUUUACGUUAACUUUGCCUUGUAUUCCUCCGUGUUACCGUCGAAUGGGACAUUAAGCGAACAAAUUGUGAGGCUUUCAGAGAUCCCACUACGCUCGAGCAUGCGUUUGCUGUCUGAGGACGCAACACAGCAGUGUCGUAAGGACACACAGUACAUGGAAUCGGUGCUGCAGCAUUGGGCUCUGCGUUCGUGGCGGCGGUGGAUAAUAGGUUAUCGCCGGCGCCUCACCUCGCUCGAACUGGUGAGCAAAAUGCUGCUGCGGGUUAGGUGGAGGCUGCGCUUGCAAAAAGUUAUGGGUGCAUGGAGGUUGACAACUAUUCAAGGAAAACAGGAAUCGUACUUCGACCGUAUCAGGAAGAAAUACAACUCCAUCGUGAACAGCUCGUGUGCUUCAGUGGAAUCCAAAUUUUUUCAGGGUAGCUCUAUUAUGACACCGUCAACGGUGAGCCUCCAAAAAGAAAAGAACAGUAUCAAGAGUGAGAGUAAUACGGCUCUCACUCGUUCAAGAUUCCUUGCGAUCAAGUUGACUGAAAAAACUCAGCAGGCGAAGAAAACGUCAUCAAAUGCUGCUACCCCCUCGAUUGAGGAGGUAACAUCCAGAGCUCCGCGCAGGAUUGAGCACCUAAAGACCAAAGCUCAACGGAAACCAGUGGAUCAAGAAAGUAACGCUUCGUCCUCUGCUUACCAAACAACCGUCGAGAGCCUUCUUGAUAAACCUGUGGCAAGUGAAAAUUCAACCAAAGGCAAAAGCGAGGAGCGUGAUACGCCCGCAUCCAGGGAAGCCUUCGAUAACUCAUCCGCAGUAUCCACCGCCACAGCCUCGCCAAUACACUCCGAAGUGCAACCCUCUUUGUUCAUAAGCCCAAGCUGUGAGCAGGAUGCUUUGCCCCAAGACUCCAUCAUUGAAAUGAUAAUGGAUAUGCAACAAAAGGAAAGCGAAAUGUGCAUGCACCUACGUAGCGAAAUCGCAAUCCAGCGCAGGCGAAUUCAGAUGUUGGAACGCGAGCGAAAUGGUUUACGGGAGCGUAACCGGACGCUUGAGAGCGAUCUCGUACGCACGGUUGAAGAGAAACUGUACUACUGCAACCUUUUCCAGAAGAAGCAAUUUCAACUCAUGGAUAAGGAUAAGCAAAUUAUUCAGCUCAGGUCACGCCUCCGAGCGCAUCGUACCCGCCCAUGGCAACGUGUUACCAUGAGAAUUGCCGGUGAGCUAUGCGGAGCCUCUACACAAGUUUCAGAGGCUGCUGAUGAACGACAUGUGCACUCCGAUCUAAAGAAGACCGAUGAAGUUAGAGAUCCUGAGGGCAAGGAAAAGGCUUCUAAAGCGCACAGCGAAGAGCCUGAUAAGAGCUUAGGUGACAAAUUCCAAAGAGAAAGUGAUUCUCAAAAGGAAGAUGACAAUUCCUCGUUUCACUCUAGUGAAGGGAGAUCUAACCUCAUCAACGCACAGGCAACUCGAGAGGCGGAAGAGGAGCGCUUGUUUGGCGAGCUCGCUCCUAUUGUGCUAUCCUCCACGAGGGAGCUGCCGAGCGCCAUGACGAUUCUUCAGGACUGGGCAAAUAGCUGCCUUGACGACCUUGAGUCGUUAGAUGAUCUUAAAGGUGGCGCCCUUUCCUUGCGCUUCCGAAGCUUCUCUGAAGAGAUGCGAAGCGGAGUUUUACUUAGUCGACUCUUGUUCUAUCUAGCUCUACCACGCUACCUGCAGCGCAAUGCAAACAACGAUGAACGCUCCAAUGAGGCAAUCCACGCGGGGGCUUCGGCGGUUAUGGAUACCAAAGAUGGGAAGGACGAUAAAAGUAAAUACAUCGAUUCGCUCUAUGCAGAGGUAUUUGUGCGCCGCCGACAGCAGCUCCUGGAGCAACGCAACGUCCAGCUUGAUGCCCCUUUCCCAGUAUACUCUGAGUGCUUUGGGGAUUUGUUAAAUAUGGUGCCUACGGAUCGAAUGGCGAUGUUACUGCACUUCGCUUCUCAGAUUCUCAAUGAUUCGACCUCUGUCAUGAGUGACGUAGUAGCGCUGAAGCGACAGCAAGUGCUGAACAUCGUGAGUUCUACAACAGGGUUUUCGCUUCCCCCCAGUGUUCCCACGAUAGAUUUGCAUGAGGUGGUGGAUCCACAUGCCUUGGUGAUGGGCGAGCGUAGUUCAACCGUCACCCUCAUCGCUAUCCUGUACGUGCGCUUUUCCCAUCCGUUUAACCACAAGGCUCGGCAAAGCGCUAUAGUUGAAAGGGAAGCGAUUUUAUACUUGCUGAAUCCCAGAAGCUACACCGGCUCCACCACAUCCCGUCAUUUACAAUCUCCGAGAAGCGAGACGGAGGAAAAGAAUUCUCUGGAGCAGGACAGCAGACUACCGGAACGUCAACGAUCUCAGCAUGCGCUAUGGAUCGAAGAUGAGAUUCUGGAUCGCCUGAUAGACGAAGAUAAAAGCCCAUGGCAACUUUUCAAGGAACGCUGUGUGCCUAUUUUCGGGUCCUCCGCUCACCCGUUUCUGCUUCGUGGGAACUUCUGGCCGAGCGAGGCCUUUGAGUCGCCACAGCUUGCGAAUCUUCUGGGUGAGCUAGGGAUGGCGUUGAAUCGCUCCUUACAGAUUCACCGUUGGCAUAUCCUAUUCUCCUGUCUAAUUCCGGUCACGAACUAUUCAAGGGUGAGCCGUGGCGUGUUCACGGGGCCGCGAGCGUCCCCAGUGGCGCUGCGAGUUGGGAUGGAGCAAGAGGGGGUGCCACUUUUGCCAUCGUUGAACUCUAAUGGGCUUGAACGUCUUUAUGCGAAACGAAAGCACUGUGUGAUGGCCAUUUGCUCCCCAGGGGUUGAUUCUAAAUGCGUGUCUCCUAUUAAGGGCUUGAUGCCUUCUUCAAGUGACUGGAAGAGUACGUAUGUGGCAUGCGAAAAACAGAAGCUUAAGGAAGUGUUGGGCGUCGCCACAAACGACAUUAUUAACCUCUUUCUAUGGAAUGCAUCCUUACAGCCGGAGAUGGCUCUUCCAGCGAUGGAUUUGUCGGAGUGGCGCUCCUUUUGUGUUGACCUCGGAAUCGUAAAGCUGCAGCAGGAACGAGGAAAAUCGGAGGACUCCAGGAAUUCCAAUAGACACACAAAAUUAGUUAAGUCACUGGAACUCAAUUUUGUUUCAGAGAUUUUUUACAAAGCCGGCCACUUUCAUGCCGAUAGGAACCUCAGUUCAUUCACUUCAAGUAAGAAACAUGAUCAGCACCAAGCAGGAGCAUUUUGUUCGAUAAGUGAACUUUCGGCAAGUUUCGACAAGUUCUCUGAUGUGUUAGGCAAGGAGCGUUUAGACAACAAUAAUGAAAAAAAUUUCAUGCAGAGUUGUGAACUCAACAUUUUUGACUGCGCCUCAAGCAUAGGAGUUGAUGACUCCAAGAAGCGGACCGAUCUGAGCAACAAAAUGGUAUCUUCGCAUCUCCACUCUACCCUACUCUCAGAAUAUUUAAUGUUCCCGGGGUUUGUAACAGCCUUGAUACUCCUUGUGGAUGCGCUCUACGAUCCCUUGCCGCCCGAAAUCGCCCCUGCUAGUUUAGCCGCUGAUAAAAGCAAAAGAAGAGAUGAUGAUGUGAAUGGGGAAGAAGCUUCAUAUUCGCCUCCGAUAGUUUGGUUAGGCGAUGCCAUUACGCAAUUUUUGAACGACUAUGCAUUGCGAGAGGACAGUGUUCGUUUUGAGAAGACUCCUCACGCAUUCCUGAAGCGCAUCCAAAUGGGUAUCCAAACUCAAGAAGUUCUCACCAAGUACAGCUCAGCCCUGCUGCUUGUUUACCAAAACUACAGCAAGGUGGUAUACGGUGUGAUCUGCAUGCAGGAGGAGAGCCUCCUGCAGCUUAUGAGGGACGCCAUGCUCACGAGCACGGAGACAACGCAAUAUUUGAUAUCUGAAAUUUUUCAGAAGUGCAGCACGGUGUGUAAAUCGGUUGAGGAAAACGCGAUUGCGGUCUGUAGAGAUAUCAACGGCAAACCUCGUGAAAAGGGCAACAACAAAUUAGAAUUUCGCAUUCCGUCGAGCCGAAUCGGUGCGUCAUCGAACCCCCAUGCAGGGGCUACAGAUUUACUUUCACCUAAUUCUGUCGGCAGUUUUGCCAUCAGCAACAGUAAGUUCAAACGUCAUGAAGUGCAAGUUUUAACAUUAGACGGGUUUAAUCAGUUUCUCUGUGUGUUGUGCCACUUCAAGCAACCUAACCCCCUUACUCCAUUACACCAACGACUGGAAAUCUUUUUGCGCCGCUCGGUGCUACGACCACUGAGCAGGAAAAUUGAAAAUCUAUCCAUGCUCUUGAAAAGGCAGGAUAGCUAA
Phytomonas sp. Hart1 is the source of this 5862-nucleotide messenger RNA. Lineage: Eukaryota; Euglenozoa; Kinetoplastea; Trypanosomatida; Trypanosomatidae. The record is from the annotation of a GenBank genome assembly.